Molecule: messenger RNA, 3626 nt
Organism: Triplophysa rosa
Lineage: Eukaryota; Metazoa; Chordata; Actinopteri; Cypriniformes; Nemacheilidae
Exons: 5
Coding region: 252-1319 (355 amino acids)
Source: RefSeq, a predicted model, not a curated record
GCUAAAUCUCCUCCAUAUAAUUUCUUUCCAGGGAUGCCACUGGUGGCUAUAGCAUACAUUGUUUCCAUCACUCCCUCAAAGCAGGGGAGGGGCAUUAAGCACAACACUGGUAUUGGGUGGGAUCUAAAGGAUUUCCAGACUAUAAAAACUGUAGCAUGGAUUUAUUUCACCAUUCACCAUUGAUUGAUCUUUUACUUAAAACGGCUCUCACUUUUGGAUAAGAUACUCCCUCUUGUGUUCGUGUGAAGCCAAUGGGUAACCUAUCCUACAGACUCUUGAGACAUGAUGAAAUUCCCAACCAAGUCAAGACAUUCCAGAUACUGGAAUUAUCCAAUGCCUGCAACAUUAGGGAUUUCCAGUCAUUUUCUGCGGCUCUUGAUGAAGGAAUUGGAUGUCUCAGUAACAUCUGCAGGUCCCUCUUAGAUCACCCCACUGCCAUGUGCAAUUACGAUCAACUCAGGGAAUAUAUUGUACACGCUGAACAGUGCAUGGGAAAGGCAGAAAAAAAUAUUAAUGAAAAGCUGGGAAAUUUGGAUCAACGCAUGGAGCAACUUAUCAGAGAGAAACACAAUGCUGAGCAGCAGAAGAAAGAAAAGAGCCUGGCUGUCGAUAAGUUACAAAUAGAGAAAAGGUCUGCUGAAGAAUCAUUAAAGAAUUCCAAGGUAGCUUUGGGACAGGCUAGACGAAAUGUAGAAUCAGCUCAACAUGCUCUAAGUGUAACAAAAGAUAGGAUCUACACAAGUCGAGGUGUAGCAAUUGCAGGUGGGAUACUGCUUGCAUUUCCAUUUAUUGGAUGGAUUGCUGGUCCUAUAAUGCUGAUUGAGGGACUGCAGCAAUUGAACGAGGCUUCAAAUUUUCACAAUGCUGCUGAAGAGGACAGGCAAAUGUAUGAAUCGAAAGUAAGCGAGUGCAACGAAAGAGUUUUGGAAUAUGAGGGAAAAAUUGUUCUUGCUCAGAAUGAAAUUGAGAUGACCAGUGUGGCACUGAGAAAUGUCGAGGGGAUGAUCGAAAAGGUUCAAAAGGAUCUGAAGGAUACUGCCAAUGAUCAGCAAAUGGUCAGAAGAGCUGUGAAACUUCUGGGUGAUCUUAGUGGAAGGGUCACUGUACUGGAGAAGCAAACUCAAAAUGUCAUUUUCUUGGAGCCUGUGGUAAAUAUCAUGGAAAAUGUGAUGAAUGCAGUAGUAAUUAUUGCUAAGAAUCAGCUGUAUUGUAGUGAUCGUGGCCUCAUAAAUACAUUGAGGGAGAAUGUUGGAAAACUACAGGUUGUAUGCAAAUCUCCCGCAGUGACUAUGAUGGAUAUGUUUGAUAAUCUCUAUUAAACCCAUGUAACAGCGAUCAUGAAAGAAAAAAAAUGUUUUUUUAGAAACCACUCCAAGUAACAGAGAACAGAGAGCAAAUUAUGUUGUAAAUUCACAAUGCUGAUUUUAAUGACAAUGUAAUUGGGUUCAAAUCUUAUUUGUGUUGCUUUUAAGAGAUCUUAAAUACUUUCAUGUCUUACUCUAUUAUCAUCAUAAAUGACAUGUGGGAUAAUGGAUUAGACGAGGAUAGGCUUAAUUAUUUUAUUGAUUUGACAAAGUGGGAGAAUUUCUUUUAACCUCAUUUCUAAAUCAUGAUGUUUUUCCAAAUACAGAAAUGGUAAAAUAUUACACACAACAAAGACAUUAAUUGAAUUAAAAAUGUUAACUUGAUAUGCCUGUUUAACACUUUGUAUUGCUUUGGUGCAAUUUCCACCAUCAAAUGCAAAUAUCUGUUAUUUUCAAAACUACUAAUAUUAUACUAAAAUCACAAUAAAUCAUCAAAAGUGCACUUUUCUCAAACGUUGCAGCAUUUUUCAGCUGUGUUACCCCAGUGAAAAAUAAACAUAUGAAAAUGUAUUUUAAAUACAUUUAUUUCAUGCUAAGUGUACUACAAAACCAUUUACAUAUUGAUGUACUUCCCAUAAAGAUCUUAAAUAACUUAAAUUUUAAUGAUCAAAUUACUUGAAAACAAUGCAAAUCCUCCUGUUAUUUUGUUUACCAGCAUUUUUCUUUUACCCGAGGCUGGUGGUCCACAGAGGGCGGAAAUCGUCAUAAAGUUUGAGAAAACAAAAGUUAAAAAAGAUGCUACGAUUGGUCAGUUCCCUUUCUGUCGGUCUCUCGACGUUGUGUCGAGCCGACAGAUGGGGUUCGUCCUUGAGAACCAAUCACUUCCGACUUCUUAGAAAAGGCCAAUGAAAAAUUGGCGAAUGAAAUUUGCAUGCCGGACUCCGCCCCCGGACAUCCGGGUAUAAAAGGGAGACGGCGUGCCUCAUUCAUUCACCUUUUGUUCUUCGGAGCCUUCGCUCGUGAUCAACAGACUUCGCUACAAGACUGCCGGCUCUACGACGUGGUGCAGCGGACGGUCCCUUCCUGCAGCGACUUCCCCUGGCGUCUCAGCGGUUCCAGAAGUGUUCGAGUUUUUUUCUCUAAAAGAGCAAAUUUCUCCAGCGUGGCAUGUCUCGCUGUUCUCUUGGGUGCAACACACUCAUGGAGGAGGGGGACGGACACGAUGUCUGCUUCCAGUACACUGGGGCAGAUGUUGUGGAUACGUCUUGCCCGCACUGCGGGCGGCUGACGAUUCAGACGUUGCGUCACGGGUGGUUGUGUUCCCACGGGACUCAGCCACCACCUUGUCUGCUUCCAGUUCCGUGACGGCAGGACUACGGCCCUGCCGCCCGCUACGGCGAGCAGCGAGGGUGAUAUGAGGAUUACUGUGAGCGCUAAUCCGUCAGCCACUGGCUCGCGGACCUUUCGCACCUCGCUUUGCUCGUCUGACCGUUCCCCAUAAGACGGUCCGCCGUCUUAUUCCUCAAUCAUGUAUCGGACACGGUACGUGAUGAUGAGGUGUUUGUUGCAGCAUCGGAGGGUGACUUACUGGCAUCAGACUCCGACGAUUCCUUGAAGCUCCCUCCCUCGGGGGGUCGAGAUCAGGAAAAAGCGGAUGUCGAAAUGUCAGCCAUGCUUUCCCGGGCCGCCAGCUAUGGGUUGCGGUGCACCGCACUGCCUCUCCCAACGCUCGCGGCUGGAUACACGGUACAUCGGGCUUGAGAACGGCUCCAAGCCGCACUCGCCCCCAGUGCCGUGUUCCCCCGUAAGUGCAUGAGGAACCUAGUACGACCUGGAACGCCCCCUUCGGCGCGUACACAUCAACUAGUUCCAUCGCCCUAUCUUCCCUCGAUGGUGGGGCAGCUAGAGGAUACGUCGAUGUCCCCCCGGGGCUCGACCUAGACUCCCGUCCAAAGCACGUAGGCUUUUCGGCAUCUGAGGUGUCGAGAGCUUACUCUGCUGCGGGCCAAGCUGUCCCCUCUCUCCAUGCUAUGGCCUUCCUGCAGGCCAAUGCGCGGAGAGAGCUCCACGAGGGUAAGACCGACCCAGCACUAUGCAGGAACUCCGCGGCUUCACCGAACUCGCUCCGGCGAACAAGGUGAUCGCGUGGGCCCUGGGUCGGGCGAUGUCCACACUUGUGGUCCAGGAGAGACACCUCUGGCUGAACCUUGCACAGGUGAGUAACUCUGAGAAAGUCCGCUUUCUCGAUGCACCCAUCUCGCAAGGGAGGGCUGUUUGGUGAUACUGUCGGGUUCGACAGUUAGGGAGCAGACAGAGGAUAUC